AUGUUAGAAAGUGACGAAUCAUCGACAGCAGAUCCCGAUUCAGAAAAUAAGAUUCUUCUUGAACCUUAUGAAUAUAUACGGACUAUACCCGGCAAACAAAUACGACCGAAAUUAAUUAAAGCAUUUAAUUUUUGGUUUAAUAUACCAGACGAUAAACUUGUUGUUAUUGGAGAUCUUGUUGAAAUGUUACAUAAUGCAUCAUUACUUAUCGAUGAUAUACAAGAUAAUUCAAAAUUACGUCGUGGUUCACCUGUUGCUCAUAGUAUUUACGGUGUUCCAUUGACAAUCAAUGCUGCCAAUUAUGUUUAUUUCUUAGCUAUGCAAAAAGCGCUUACAUUGAAACAUCCUGAUGUGACACAAAUUUUUGUUGAGCAAAUGUUAGAAUUACAUCAUGGUCAAGGCAUGGAAAUAUGGUGGCGAGAUAAUUUUGUUUCACCAUCUGAAAGUGAAUAUCGACAAAUGGUUAUAAGAAAAUGUGGUGGACUAUUUAAUUUAGGUGUACGUCUUAUGCAAUUAUUUGCACCAGUAGAAAUACGUAAUACAUAUAAUUUCGAUAGAUUAUGUCAAUUAUUAUCACUUUUAUUUCAAAUACGUGAUGAUUAUUGUAAUUUAAUCUCAGAAGAAUAUACAAAUAAUAAAUCCUAUUGUGAAGAUUUAACUGAAGGAAAAUUUUCAUUUCCGAUUUUACAUGCAGUUAAUACACGUGAAACAGAUACACGUAUUAUACAUAUAUUAAAGCAACGUACACAAGAUGUUGAAUUAAAACGUUAUUGUGUACAAUUAUUACAUGAAUUUGGUUCAAUUGAAUAUACACGUCAAACAUGUGAUGAUUUAGCUAAACAAGUUUAUGAUGAAAUUGAUGUUUUAGGUGGAAAUAAUUAUUUAGAAAAUAUUAUUCAAAAUUUAAUGGAAAUAUUUCGUCAGGAUGGUGAUGAUGAAGUUGAAAAUGGACAUGAUGAUGAUGAUAUUGAAGAUGAUGAUACAUUUGUAAAUGAUCAAAUUGAUGAUGAUGAUAUCGAUGAUCAACAAACACAAUCUGAAGAAAAUAAUAUUAAUCAUAAGAAAAUGACAACGACAACUACUAAUGGUAAAUAUCAUACUUAA
Molecule: messenger RNA, 1104 nt
Organism: Adineta steineri
Lineage: Eukaryota; Metazoa; Rotifera; Eurotatoria; Adinetida; Adinetidae
Source: the annotation of a GenBank genome assembly